This is a messenger RNA of Mucor mucedo, 1098 nucleotides long. Its product is annotated as anaphase-promoting complex, cyclosome, subunit 4-domain-containing protein. The record is from RefSeq and is a predicted model, not a curated record. Gene Ontology annotation, biological process: positive regulation of mitotic metaphase/anaphase transition; protein K11-linked ubiquitination; anaphase-promoting complex-dependent catabolic process. Lineage: Eukaryota; Fungi; Mucoromycota; Mucoromycetes; Mucorales; Mucoraceae. The coding region runs from base 1 to 1089 and encodes 362 amino acids. Gene Ontology annotation, cellular component: anaphase-promoting complex; nuclear periphery. The transcript is spliced from 9 exons.
AUGCCCGAAGUAGAACUUACGGGAACAUUAGCAAUUGGCAGUGUAACAGAAAACUUGCGUCCUUAUUUUGAAGAAUUUUUGACAACACAGAAUAUAAAAAUAAUAGAUGCAAACGUGACUUUUAGUUAUCAGAAUUCACUGAGAUUGAUAUGUGAACAUAUUCUGCCAGCUUGUGAAAGGAUGCAACUUGAACUUAGUAAACUAAUGGGUUAUAGUCUAUGGACGCAAAGAUAUGGUGACUUCUUAGAAACGGACUCCGUGCAGAGUUCCAUCGAUCAUUUUUCCGACUUAAUAGCACGCCUUCACGAAUUUGCGAGUGACUUAAAUCAUUUGGCGACAACAUUUCAAGCAUUUAUCAAAUGGAUCACUAUGAUCACUAUAAAAGUAUCUGAUGAUGAUUCCUCUGUUGAGGCCCAAAACGAGUCUAGUUUAUGUGAGGAUCCCGAACUUGUAUUAGAGUUUCUCAACAAGGAUUUUAUAAAAGAUAGUCUAUCCGAAUAUUUUGUCCCACAGACCCCCAAAAAAGCCAACGUUGAAACUUUAUCAGACCUAUUGACCAAGGCGAAAGAGAGCUACUAUAAGAUGUUGAAAAAGCCAUCUGAUACCUUAUCGGAGCAAAUCGUUGUAACCUCAAAAGUGUUCUUUGUAUUAAAAGGCAUACUUCUGGACCAACAACCGAGAGAUAAUGUUAUUUCUAUAACAACGACUAAAGAGACUUAUUAUGCAUUUUUACAACUAAACCCAGAUCCAAAAUAUUCAGCAUUCCAAUAUUCACUUUGUGACAUACCAGAUGGGGUCGUUACAGACAUCGAAUUUUUUGAUGCUGAAGAAUUAGGGCUUUGUCUACAAAUUGAUGAGGAUAAUUCUAGAAUCGAGACUCUAUCAAUCAACAAAAUGAAAUUCAAAACAAUAGCGACUACAAAGUUAAUAACAGAGAACCCAAAGAUUGCACGAUCGCAUGCGUUGAAUAAAAUGAGGAAUACAAAAAUUGGCUGUAACGGUCGCCCAAAAAGACGAAUCUUUUCUGUGGUUGGUUCAAAUGGUCUUAUAAAAAUACUUGACAUGGAGGAUAAUCAAGAAGAAGAGUAAAGUGAUAAU